Molecule: messenger RNA, 1956 nt
Organism: Aphis gossypii (cotton aphid)
Lineage: Eukaryota; Metazoa; Arthropoda; Insecta; Hemiptera; Aphididae
Product: zinc finger CCCH domain-containing protein 14-like
Exons: 6
Coding region: 288-1346 (352 amino acids)
Source: RefSeq, a predicted model, not a curated record
ACUACUGUUGUGCGGUCUGCGAAUAAUCGAGUAAAUACUACAAAAAUAGCUAUAAAUACCUAUACUUACGUGAUUAUUGUGUGACAUUUGAUGAUGUGUUAAGGUAUAAGGCACAGGCAUACGCCGUAAGCGUUGGGUGCUAAGGUGUUUACUUUGUUUUAAUAAAUUAUAGCUACACGUGAGUACAACUGGACAACAGAACGAUAUUUUAUUUACAUCCGUAAUUCGUAAAUACUGGACUUUCUCAGUUUUUGUUUCCAUAUGAAACAAUAACUACAAUUUUAAUCAUGGACAAUUUAUGUAACGAAGUCAUUAUAAAAGUUAAAGAAGCAAUACGAGCGAAACUAAAAGAAAUGAAUGCAAAUAGCAGCGAUGAGAUAAUUGAUUAUAUUAUGCUGUUAGUCACUACUAAAAAAUCUAGCUCUGAGUUGGCUAAAAGUAUUGAGUUUGUGAUGGAAAGUAAUACAAAUGUUUUUGUGAAAUGGUUGUCAACAAUUAUUAAAAAAUUGCAACAAGUAACUGUUAGUACAACAAAACAAAUUGUAUCAGACAAUUUCCAAACACCCGAGCAAAAUUUAACAACCAAUGGAAUAAAUGAAAGUGAUGAUAUUUUAGAAUGUGAAUCUAAUGAUAUAAAAUCGGAUAAUACUGAUAAAGUAAAAGAAGAACUUAAUUUAAGUGUUGAUGAUGAAAACAUGAAAAAAUCUAAUCGAGAAAAACAUAAAAAUUGUUUACCUGAAUUAAAUGUAUCUAACUCGGUUAAGUAUGAUGAGACUAUAAUAUCUUCAGCGUCAAACAAAAUAAGACCAAGAAUAUGUAUCUCAUCCAUAGAAGCUAUUAAGACUAAACAUAACAUAUUGACAAAUGAAAAAGACAUUGCUAUAAAACCUUCACAAAAACUCCAUCCUACAAUUUCUAUUAAUUCUCAUGUAUCAAAACAAAAUAUUAUUAAUGAUAAUGAAACAGUUGAUAAUAAAAGAAAAAGACCUCGAAUAUCUAUCAACAGUGACAAUGAAGAUGAGAAAACUGAUAUGUCUAAACUUCCAAUUGCUACUAAUGAAACAAUCAAACAUACUGCAAAAGAGUUACCAAAAAAUAACAAAAAAACCAUGUCUCAAGUUAUAGUUGUUAAAUCACAUUCCAAAAAUAAUACCAAUGAAACUAGAAAGAAGCUAAAUAUGCAUGAUUUAAUUGUUCAACGAGUAGAUCAUCAGCGUGGCGCUUUGGCUUUGGAUACUGCAUUCAAGUACAUUCAGCAACAAAUUGGUGCAACAGAAAAAGAAAUAGCUGUUAUAAAAAAAUGGAGGGAUUAUGCUGUAGAUAUGUUACGUUCCAGCAAAAAUUAAUAAUAUUUUAUUCAUGAUAUUUUGUCUAAUGUAUUUUUUCAUUGGAAAUGAUACCUUCAGACGUUAGUUUAAAAGUAUUUAUUUUAUGUAUUAAAAUAAGUCAAUAUUUUUUUUUAUUGUUUCCAAAAAGAAAAAAACUACUCAAAAAAAAUCUAAAAUAUUAGUGCUAAUCAAUUUUAUACUUAUUUGGUUAAAAAUGUAUUAUUUAUUAAAUAUUAAUUCUAAGUUAAGUAUCCGAAAGUAUAUAAUAUAUUAUAAGAUUUGGUUGUAAUUAAGUUUAUUUAUAAUUUUUUGUAAAAAAUUAGUGACCUGAUAUUUAAAAAAGACUGAAAUCUAGAAAUAAUAUAUUUUUUACCUUGGAUGUUUACGUUCAUUUAUGCAAGCAUCUAGUUUUAGGUUUGUAAUAUUGUUCACAGUUUAUUAAUUUGUAAGGUUCGAAUAAUAUUAAUGAGAAAGAUAUUAAUAAACACCAUGCGUAAUUGUAUAAUAAUAAUUAAAGUCACUUCUCUGAUUUUUAAUUAAUAUUUUAAUGGAGAGCUUAAGUUUAUGUAGUUGCAUAAUUAAAACUGUACAAAAUACCCACAAUAUAUUGUAAUGUACUAUUUUCUAA